This is a messenger RNA of Acanthosepion pharaonis, 1155 nucleotides long. The record is from the annotation of a GenBank genome assembly. NCBI's taxonomy places the organism in Eukaryota, Metazoa, Mollusca, Cephalopoda, Sepiida, Sepiidae.
AUGAGAAGUUUUCAUAUUCGAGAGACAGAAAAGUUACCUGAAGAAAAAGAUCGAAGGUCCAAAAUUUGCCGGUUUUUAAAAAAUAUAUAUCCCGUUGCAGCAUGCAUUCAGACUAUCAGUUUUUCCCAAAACGAGGAUAUCACCAUAGCCAAAAGCUCUCAGAAGCCAUUGAAAGCAAUGGUUAUAGCUGAUACACAUAUUCUUGGUAGCAGAGAAGGACAUUGGUUUGAUAAGAUAAGAAGAGAGUGGCAAAUGCAAAGAAUAUUUCAAACCAGUAUGUCGAUUCAUAGUCCAGAUGUUGUUUUUGUUUUAGGUGAUUUGUUUGAUGAGGGCAAAUGGUGCUCCGAUAAAGAAUUUCAGUAUCAUGUGGACCGAUUCCGCAGAAUGUUCAGACAUUCCAAAGAUGUUGCUUUCCAUGUGGUAGUUGGAAAUCAUGAUGUAGGUUUCCAUUAUGAUAUGACUGUCCAUAAGCAUGAUCGUUUCCAGAAGGCCUUUAAUGCUCCGUCUGUUCGGAUGCAACAAAUCAGUGAUUCUGUGUUUGUGUUUAUUAAUUCCAUGGCUAUGGAAGGUGACAACUGUAAUUUGUGUGCUGAUGCUGUAAGGAGGAUGAACAAAAUCUCACAGACUCUCAAAUGUUGGCAGGGAGCUGAAGAAUAUUCUCGUGAAAAUUGUAAAGAUAUUGAACUAUCACCUUAUUCCCGCCCAGUUAUACUUCAGCAUUUCCCAAUGUACCGAUCAUCUGAUAUCAACUGUAGCACCCCAGAUGCUGCACCUGAGCCUAGAAAAUCUGUCCCUUUUCGGGAAAAUUUUGACUGCUUGUCAAGAAGGUCAACGAAAAAGAUUUUUAAAUUGCUCAAUCCACGUUUGAUUUUAUCAGGCCAUACUCAUCAUGGCUGCUAUAAAGUACAUGAAAAUGGGACACCAGAGUGGACGGUUUCAUCACUGAGCUGGAGAAACAAAGUGUCUCCAACAUUCCUUCUGGUUGUGAUAACAAGCAAUAAUUUUGCUGUUCAUCAAUGUGAAGCCCCCAAUGAACGGACUGUAAUCUAUAUGUAUAUAAUUGGUGCCGUGUUGUCCUUUUUUUCAUUGUUUUUGCCCAGAACUGGUACACGCCGAAUGGCUGGCUGGUCAGUGUCAGUCAACAAGAAAAGCUAG